Punctularia strigosozonata HHB-11173 SS5 is the source of this 327-nucleotide messenger RNA. RefSeq lists its product as uncharacterized. Lineage: Eukaryota; Fungi; Basidiomycota; Agaricomycetes; Corticiales; Punctulariaceae. The record is from RefSeq and is a predicted model, not a curated record. Bases 1 to 327 code for a protein of 108 amino acids. The transcript has 2 exons.
AUGGCCUUAUACGACGCCUCUCGGCGCUUCUCCUCUUAUCUCGGGAACACGAAAGCCUUGGCCAGACAUCCCCACACACCCCGCUACGUCAGAGGCAGACCCGCCGAAGUUCAUGUUUUGUGCGACUGGGCAGAUUUCGAACAAGCUUUGGAAGAGGAGACCCAACUUGGCAUCGCCAUAUCCUUCACAGGUUACGCAGACGACCGAGCGCGGCACACGCUGUGCAAACCUGACAAAUCUCCGCACUUGCCCUCUUUUGAGCGUGGUGACUAUGGCGGUAUACUCCGGCUUAUGCUUCUGUCCGGUCAGGACAUUGUCGGCAUUUAA